AUGAUCGGCGGAGAUGAAUUCAAGGUGCCGAUGUUGCCAAAUAAAAUGGCGCUGGUAAGCACUGGUGGUGAGAACAAAUCGGAACCGCAACGUUGCUCAAAUUUGAAGGCUCCAAUUAUGCUGCUUACUGGCCACGAGGAAGAGAUUUUUGCUGCUCGUUUCAGUACAGAUGGCACUUGCCUUGCAACUGCUGGGUUCGAUCAAAAGAUCUUCUUAUGGAAUGUAUACGGUGAUUGCGAAAAUUUCUCAGUGAUUCGAGGACAUUCUGGCGCGAUCAUGGACAUUCAUUUCAACACAGAUUCCAGCUUGUUAGUAUCUGCUGCCACGGACAAAACUGUCCGACGUAUGGAAAUGUGA
Molecule: messenger RNA, 357 nt
Organism: Ostertagia ostertagi
Lineage: Eukaryota; Metazoa; Nematoda; Chromadorea; Rhabditida; Trichostrongylidae
Source: the annotation of a GenBank genome assembly